Molecule: messenger RNA, 351 nt
Organism: Rotaria socialis
Lineage: Eukaryota; Metazoa; Rotifera; Eurotatoria; Philodinida; Philodinidae
Source: the annotation of a GenBank genome assembly
AUGGCGCCACGAAAAUCAGAAAAGCCGAUUCAAACCGCACCUAAACGGUCAUCUGAUUCUCAUUUCAAUCAAAUGUCACGGUUAAACAGUUGGAAUGGAAACUCAGUUUAUCCAUCGAAUUCUCAACCGAAUACUUCCGUUAUUGGGCAACGACGAUUCAAGUCAUUAGAUUCAAGUCAAUUGGUCCGAUCGAAUACAGGAAGAAAUAAUGAAAUGAACAAAACUACAACUACAACUACAAACUCAGAGUUUAAGUACGGCAUCUUUUACAAGCUGUUUGAGAAUGGCUUGAGUCAAAAUUUUCGAUCCAUUACCAUUAAUCCUUAUCCAAGAUCAUUAACCCAAGAAUAA